Messenger RNA from Gracilinanus agilis (Agile Gracile Mouse Opossum), 1347 nucleotides. RefSeq names its product zinc finger protein 501-like. NCBI's taxonomy places the organism in Eukaryota, Metazoa, Chordata, Mammalia, Didelphimorphia, Didelphidae. The record is from RefSeq and is a predicted model, not a curated record. The coding region runs from base 7 to 1131 and encodes 374 amino acids. The transcript has a single exon.
UGUGAUAUGUAUGGAAGGAGCUUCAAAAAUGAUUCAGACCUAAUUAAAUGCCCAAGAAUCUAUGCAGGAAAGAAACCGUUUAAGCAUACUGAAUGUGGGGAAACCUUAAGCCAGAUUUCACCACUUAAUCUUCAUCAGAAAACUCAUUCUGAAGAAAAGCCCUAUAAGUGUAAUGAAUGUGGGAAGGCCUUUACCAAGCGAGCAAAUCUUACUCAACAUCAAAAAAUUCAUUCUGGAGAAAAACCCUAUAAAUGUAAUGAAUGUGGGAAAACCUUUAAUAAACGAGCAAACCUCACACAACAUCAGAAAAUUCAUUCUGGAGAGAAACCCUAUAAAUGUAAUGAAUGUGGGAAAGCCUUCUCCAUCAGAUCACAUCUUACUCAACAUCAGAGAAUUCAUUCUGGAGAGAAACCCUAUAAGUGUAAUGAAUGUGGGAAAGCCUUUACUCAGAAGACACACCUUACUCAACAUAAGCAUACUCAUAUUGGAGAAAAGCCAUUUAAGUGUACUGAAUGUGGAAAAGCCUUCAGCCUAAUUUCACAACUUAAUCUUCAUCAGAGAAUUCAUUCUGAAGAGAAUCCCUAUAAAUGUAAUGAAUGUGGGAAAGCCUUCACUGUCAGAUCACGGCUUGCUGAACAUCAAAGAAUUCAUGCUGGUGAAAAACCUUAUAAAUGUAAUGAGUGUGGAAAAGCCUUUACCAAGCGGGCAAACCUUACUCAACACCAGCAUACUCAUGUUGGGGAAAAACCAUUUAAAUGUAAUGAAUGUACAAAAGCCUUUAGCUAUAUUUCACAAUUUAAUCUUCAUCAAAGAAUACACUCUGGAGAGAAGCCAUAUAAAUGCAGUGAAUGUGGAAAAGCUUUCAGCAAGCGAGCAAAUCUUAAUCAACAUCAGAAAAUUCAUUCUGGAGAGAAACCCUUUCAAUGUAGUGAAUGUGGGAAAGCCUUUACCAUCAAGUCUCGCCUUACUCAGCAUUAUAGAAUACACUCCGGAGAGAAACCUUAUAAAUGUAAUCCAUUGGGGAACACCUUCACCAUCGGGUCAUGCCUUAAUGAACAUCAAAAAAUUCAUACUGAAGAUAAACUUUAUGAAUUUGGGAAAGCCUUCCCCACCAGGUCACAUCUUACUUAAUAUCAAAAAAUUCAUAUUAUAGAGUUACAUUAAAAGUGAUGAUCAGAAAGGUCUCUGUGUGUGGCAUAUUCUGCUAUACUCCUCAGCAUCAAAGCAAGUAUUUUGUAAAUGUAAUGACUGUUGUUUUAAUCAUUAGCCAGAGUUCAUUUCUUUCUUGAAAUCACAUAAUAUCACAGUAUGCAAUUUGAAUUCACUGUUCUGCUUUCUGGGGCCAAA